This is a messenger RNA of Coprinopsis cinerea okayama7#130, 1213 nucleotides long. RefSeq lists its product as hypothetical. The record is from RefSeq and is a predicted model, not a curated record. Lineage: Eukaryota; Fungi; Basidiomycota; Agaricomycetes; Agaricales; Psathyrellaceae. Bases 86 to 1213 code for a protein of 375 amino acids. The transcript has 8 exons.
AUCCGUCUAUGCUUCUAGGACAGCCAUUCGUUUGAACACACCGCGCACGAGGUUGAAGUUCAGCGAUUAGUGGCUGUUGGAGAAGAUGUCACGGCUCGAACACGAGACGGAUCCAGCAGUUCAGGCAGAGAAAGAUCGACAGCUAAUGCUAUUCUCGCUGCUGGGUGUCUUUCUUGGGGUCUGGUUAUAUGGAAUAUACGUGGUCCUUUUCGCCAGGUCGGUUCAGAUUAAACUUAAGAAAAAAUCAUCAGAGACACGCCCUGCAUCGGUAUUCUUCUACUCUAGUAUCUUAAUGUUCAUAAUUAUCACCGUAAACACUGCUUUCGCCAUUCGUCGUUAUGCCCAUGCUUUCACCACCUUCGCGUACACGACGAACGAAAUCCCAUUGAUGUAUCUCUUCGACUAUACGUUAUGGGACAAUUCCGGCUGUGUCUUCAUGCUCAACCUCCUGGUUUGGAUGGCAGAUGCUCUGGCGAUCUACCGUUGCUACCUAAUCUGGAACGACAGCCUGCUCGUCAUUCUCUUUCCUUCCGCUCUGCUACUGGUUAGCAUUAUAAUCAACAGCAUUACCUUCUCUUGGUUCCUCGACAUGACGUCCGUCGAUUCGGAUUUGGCUAUGACCUUGCUUAAGUUGGUCUACCCCAUCAAUAUCUCCCAGAACAUCGUCACGACCUCCUUAAUUGCCGUCCGAAUCUACCUCCAGCAUCGUCUUUCUCGCAAGGCGGGCUUGAACAACCUCGCUACAACAUCCAGCGGCGUGCACUUGCUCACCGUGAUGCGAAUUGUGAUUGAGAGCGCUAUGCUCUUCACUGUUCAGCAGAUCGUGAUGAUGAUAUUGCUCUAUAGUGGGCAUAUGGCCGAGAUGAUAUUCCAUGGCACUACAGCACCGACGAUAGGUAUCAUUUUCCUCCUAAUAUCUGUCCGCUCCUAUGAGGCCCAACGCGCCUCUCAGCGCCCAUCUACCUGGGACGGGGAGGGAACUUCCUGGUCUCGAGAAUGGAGCGUCGCCACACACAGAUCGACCCAAACAGACAUCCAGUUCGAUCCAAUCGGAACAGCGACAUCCUCCACUCCGCGACAAAGAAAAUCGAAUGUCCAAGUCAUAGCAAUCUACGAUGGGGAAGAUGGCGAGAGAAGCGAGAGUGACAUUGGGAUCAGCGACAAUGGUGAUCACGGUGAAUUGAAGCUGAGAACAUUAGGUUCCGGUGUUUGA